AUGCGCGAGGAGUCGAACAAAACAGGCAUUGAAGCACCAUCCGCCCAGGACCGCAUACAUAAACUCCAUGAGUUGCGCGAAAAAACACAGGAAAGCUGGCGGAAGGCCAGUGAAUCGAUUUCCAAAUAUUAUAAUCAACGACAUAAACCGAUGGAAUUCCGUGUUGGCGAUCUAGUCAGAUUAUCGACCAAAAACCUCCGCCUCAAAUCGCUCUCCAAUAAACUUAGUCCAAAGUUCAUUGGACCCUUCAAACCCCUUGAAAAAGUCGGAAAACAAGCGUAUCGCCUCGGAUUACCAACAAAAUACGACCGACUCCAUAACGUCUUCCCAAUUACACUCCUCGAACCGUGGAAGAGCCGGAAAGACGGCGAAACGACUACGCUACCCGAACUACAAGACGACAUGGAAUGGGAAAUUGAAUAA
Molecule: messenger RNA, 423 nt
Organism: Penicillium taxi
Lineage: Eukaryota; Fungi; Ascomycota; Eurotiomycetes; Eurotiales; Aspergillaceae
Exons: 1
Coding region: 1-423 (140 amino acids)
Source: RefSeq, a predicted model, not a curated record